Molecule: messenger RNA, 1116 nt
Organism: Prunus dulcis (almond)
Lineage: Eukaryota; Viridiplantae; Streptophyta; Magnoliopsida; Rosales; Rosaceae
Product: GATA transcription factor 19-like
Exons: 2
Coding region: 190-1035 (281 amino acids)
Biological process (GO): regulation of DNA-templated transcription; flower development
Molecular function (GO): sequence-specific DNA binding; DNA-binding transcription factor activity; zinc ion binding
Source: RefSeq, a predicted model, not a curated record
UUCGCUCUCACUUCACUAUUUGCCUCUUCCUACUUCUUCUUCUUCUUCAUCUUCAAAAACCCACCACCACACUUUGCUUUCAUUCAAACCAAACCAAACCAAACCAAACCCAUUUUGAGAAAACAAAAACAAAAACAAACCCAGAAAAACCCACCAAAAAAAGAACAUAAAAAAAAAAAAAAAGAAAUUAUGCAGAGGUGUAGUAGCAGCUCACAUGAGAACAUGGCCGGUCCAUGUACAUGCGGUGUCCUCCACCACACCCAAUCCAAUUCCUCCUUCUCCAUGCUCUUCUCCAUGCCCAACCAUCACAAGCCGUACGAUCAUCAUCAUCAUCACCAUCACGAAACGCAGCAUGAUCAUCAUAAUCACAUGUACCCGUUCGCAUCCUCUUCCUCCUCUGUCGACUGUACUCUCUCCCUAGGCACUCCCUCCACCCGCCUCACCGAAAAUGACGUCGUCCUCGACGACAAGCGCACCCGCAACGAGCGGCGCAGCGUUUCCAACUUCUGCUGGGACUUGUUGCAGCCCAAGCACCACGCCACGUCAGCCACGUCUUCCCACCAUCACAAGAACGGCAGCCACCGCAGCGGCGGCAAUGGUAACGGCGUAUCUAACGCCGUCCAUUCUAAUAACGACCCCCUCCUCGCCCGCCGCUGCGCCAACUGCGACACCACCUCCACCCCUCUCUGGAGAAACGGUCCAAGAGGCCCCAAGUCACUGUGCAAUGCCUGUGGAAUUCGGUUCAAGAAAGAAGAGAGGCGUGCCACGGCGGCGGCAGCAAACGGCGCCAGUUCGAGUGUGGUAGGAAUGGAGCACAACAGUCACAUGUUGAGCCAGCACCACCACAACAAUUCAUGGAUGCCGCAUUCACAAACCCAGAAAAUGCCGUGCUUCUCUCCUGCCAUGGGCAACGAGUUUCGGUUCAUGGAGGACGACACUGCGCACCACGAAAACGACGCCACCGGCAUUCCCUUCCUCUCUUGGCGUCUCAACGUCACGGACAGACCAAGCCUCGUCCAUGACUUCACAAGAUGAGCUCGCGAGGAUGUUGAUGAAGAAAUAUUAUUAAUUAAUUAAUUCCAUGUUGUUAAUUAGUUUGCUUCUUCUUCUUUUUUU